Messenger RNA from Mangifera indica (mango), 3329 nucleotides. Its product is annotated as WD repeat-containing protein 44-like. Bases 1163 to 3118 code for a protein of 651 amino acids. Gene Ontology annotation, molecular function: protein binding. NCBI's taxonomy places the organism in Eukaryota, Viridiplantae, Streptophyta, Magnoliopsida, Sapindales, Anacardiaceae. The record is from RefSeq and is a predicted model, not a curated record. The transcript has 8 exons.
AAUACAAGUUAGUUCGGUUUCCUUUUCCAUGAAACAUUUUAUUUUUCUGUAAAAAGAAGAAAAACAAUGGUGAUUGAUUUUGGAGGCGGUGGAUUUCUCUGUUAGAUAUGAUAGCUCUAUCUCAUCACAAGUGCCAACAAUGAAAUCAAGGAUGCUUUUGCUUUUUAUGUGUAAUGUAACUCUAAACACACCUUUACACAGCAAGAGUGCAAGAAACCCGGAAUUCUGUUUUCUGAAAACAUAAAAAUAAAAAAGAAACAACUUCUAUUUCUCCUACACUUACAACUCUUUUCAACCUACUACUCUCUAUUAGCUUCGUUUUCCCACAGUUUAUAGCUUUCACUGAUGACCUCAAAACAUUACCCUGCAACAGCAAGCCCAAGGAUAUUUAUGUGCCUGCCUGUGUUUUGUUGUUUCUCUUGUUUAAAAUUUAUUGUGUAGUGUAGGUUCUGCUGUAAUGGUAGUUGAAAUUUGCUAUUUUACCUUUAAUCUCUCCAUAAUAUAGCCAACUUGUUCAGAGGCAUUAAUGGCUUCUUCAGUUUCCUUAUUUGGGAUUCUUUUAGCUUUUUAAAAUGGCAUCAAACUUUCCUAAUUAAGUGUGGUUCUUUUCCUUUUUUUAAAUUAAAAUUUUGCAGGGAUUUGUAGACUAGGUUCUUGUUUGAAGGGCCGCGCCGUUUAUGUUUGUUGCUCGUGCACAGCGAAAUCCAGAUCUCGAGAGAGGGCUCAUUUGAAGAUAAUGCCAUCUGUGUUUUUUUGUUAUAUAAAGUUUUGUUUGUUUUAACUUUACUUUGUCCGCCAUUAUCGGUUGUGUUUGGUAAAGCUGCCAAAUGCUAUUCUUUGGAUUUUGGAGACCUCUCUCUAUUGGGUUGGAUGCAGAGCACUUAAAGAGUUUUUGUGAUUGAUAGGGUUGUUUUUAAUGUGCUAAAAGGUGGGAGAAUUGAUCUCUAAGAUGUUAAGGAAGCCACAAUCUCAGGAAGGUCGGUGCUGGUUUUGGCUUUUGUUUGUUGCUUUGCAUUGAAACCGAGGAAGAAAAUCACGGUCCGCGAAUUGAGGCUUUGCUGGGUUAUAUAAGUGAGAUUUGAGCAUGCUUGUUUGGUUGCAAUAGAGGAAGUGUUUAGUAGAAGUGGUUUUUGAUGUGGAAUAUUCGAUCUAACUACAGGACAUGCUGGGCUCUGAUGAGGGAGUAGGUGAUGUGUUCUUCGACUCUGUUGAUUAUUUGUCAUCUGAAGAGUCAGCUGUAGUGAAAGACGAAUUGAGAUGUGGGAAAUCUGAGUAUGAAAUUUGGAUGAAUGAACCUCAAAGUGUCGAGGAGAGACGCAGAAAUUUUUUAAGCAAAACUGGUCUAGUUAAGUUUGCUUCUCUGAAUGGGAUGAUUGGGUUGGAUAGGAUUACAGAAUGCAGUGGAGGUGUUCUGAGUUCUACUCAGGGAACUGGUGAAAUUUUGGAUUGUGAAAGAGAAAUGAAUUGUAAAGCCAAUUGUAUUGUGGAUGAAUCGGAGGUAGAUGAUAUGACUGAACAAAGUGUGGCUCUUGAAGCUAAAAGUACUGAACUUUCACCUUCUGUUGAUGAAUGUAAGCAAAGGAACAAUGAGUCUCAUUUAGAAGAAUGCAAGCACGUGAAUAAAAAGAAAGCAAAGAAAUGGUGGAAACGUCUUAUAAGUACGAGGAGGAGAAGACAAUAUUCAACUACACCUGAUGUGAAAAAAUCAAAUUCUGAGAAACCAAAAACGAAUAGGGUGAAGGUGAAGCAGAACAUGAAGAAGUGCAAGGAGUUUACAGCUCUUUACAUGGGACAAGAGAUUCAAGCGCACAAUGGCUAUAUCUGGACUAUGAAGUUUAGUCCAGAUGGGCAGUAUCUGGCGAGCGGUGGUGAAGAUGGAGUCGUGCGCGUUUGGCGUAUUACAUCAACAGAUUCCUCUUGCAAAUCUUUCAUUGAUGAAGACAAUUUUGAUAGCACAGUCGAAGAAAAGACCAUGUUUGGUCAAAAAAAGUAUAGCCAUGUGCCUGUUGUUGUACCUGAUAUGAUAUUCCAGAUAGAAGAGUUCUCACUGCAUGAAUUCUAUGGCCACACCAGUGAUGUUUUAGACCUGGCAUGGUCCGCUUCUAAUUAUCUUCUUUCAUGUUCGAUGGAUAAAACUGUUCGAUUGUGGCAAGUGGGAUGCGUAAAAUGCCUAAAUGUUUUCCAUCAUGGCGAUUAUGUGACAUGCAUUCAGUUCAAUCCCAUUGAUGACAGUUACUUCAUCAGUGGCUCGAUCGAUGGGAAAGUCCGGAUUUGGGGAGUCUCUGUAGAGCGUGUUCUUGAUUGGACUUAUGUAAGGGAUGUAAUAUCUGCCAUAUGUUACCAGCCAGAUGGAAAGGGCUUUGUAGUUGGAACAGUUAGAGGCACUUGCCGCUUCUAUGAAGCAUCGGGCAAUGAUCUCCAGUUGAAAGCAGAGGUACAUUUUCCGGAUAGAAAGAAAUCCUCUGGCAAGAAGAUCACUGGGAUUCAGUUCUCAAAGGAUGAAUCUCAAAAAAUUAUGAUAACCUCCGAAGACUCUAAACUUCGAAUCUUAGACGGGUUUAAUGUCAUUCAUAAAUUUAAAGGUCUUUCAAAGUCUGGAAGUCAGACGUCGGCUUCGUUUACUACAACUGGGAAACACAUAAUCUCAGUCGGAGAGGAUUGUCGCGUUUAUGUCUGGAGCUACGAGGAUUUAUGUAUCCCAUCGUCCAAACAGGCCAACUGUGUUGGUUCUUGCGAACAUUUUUUGGCAGAAGGUGUGUCAGUUGCAGUGCAAUGGCCAGGCAUGGGGACUCAACACACGAGUUUGAGUAGCGUUCAAGGUAGAUGGGAUAACCUGGAGGGUUCAUCCUGGAACAGAGAUAUGGAACGAUUCUCCUUUGGAAGUUGGUUCUCCAUAGACGGCGCAUGCAGGGGCUCCGCCACGUGGCCCGAAGAGAAACUUCCACUGUGGGGAACAGGAGAUGUAUAUUCUCAAAAUCAUCAUCUACAACAACAAUGGCGGUGUAAUCUCUACGAUCAUGCAGCAAUGUCAGAAACUUGGGGACUUGUCAUUGUAACAGCGGGAUGUGAUGGAAUGAUCAAGACCUUCCACAACUACGGACUGCCUGAACGGCUGUAAAAUGUUGCUGUCCAUGCCAAGUUUAUCCAUUUGUUUGUAUGUAUGUAUGUAUUUAGCAUGGUAUAAUUUUUUACUAGGUCAUAGGGCUUAAAAUUGAUUUGGUCUUGCUCAUGUUGAUGUGGACCAAUUGAUUUUUAAUCUAGCUAGUUUCAUUGUUCUUGUGAAUAAUACCUAGAGUUACGUAUUACAACAAGAAUGAAGAAAUACGAUU